Messenger RNA from Alternaria atra, 1221 nucleotides. RefSeq lists its product as uncharacterized. The transcript has 3 exons. Lineage: Eukaryota; Fungi; Ascomycota; Dothideomycetes; Pleosporales; Pleosporaceae. The coding region runs from base 1 to 1221 and encodes 406 amino acids. The record is from RefSeq and is a predicted model, not a curated record.
AUGGCGACAUUUGCCCCUCCAGCCCGCCGCGACGACUUCCUCUACUCCUCCAUCCUCUACGCAGACCCUGGCGGGCAUCACCACGCGCGCGCCAGUGUCGCCGAGCUCGCGGUUCUCCUCCGUUCGGAAGCGCCCAAUCUCUACAGCAAGGGUAGAAAGCCUGAAUUUGCGACACCAAUGGAAGACCAGGUGUGGCAUUUCUAUUCAGCCCAGCUCAUUCACUACGGAUUGCCGGUCACGAAGGACAAGAACGCGGCAAAAGUGCGGCUCCUCAAUGCCAUGAAUCAGCUUAAGCUUGAGGUAUCUGUGUGGGUGUUAAAAGUAGAGAGCGAACUAAGAGCAGAGUGGGAAGCAGGAAACAGGAAACUGAAGAAGGGUGGUAGUGUGAUGAGCAAGAAGGCGACUAAGUCGAGCGUUGCUCGUGAUCCAAGCAUUGGUAGUGCUCAAGGAAGCAUAGCUAGCACUGUUAACGUCUCUGUCAACCUAACCUUGGCCUCAGGAGGACUAUCAUAUGACCAGUAUAUGGAUGCGCAGCACAAUGUCUCCAGUCCGAUAGUGACGCCACAGAAAGCAGCAAGAGUCAAGAAAGAGCCAGUGCCAAAGAAAACACCCAUCAAGAAGGAACUUGUCACCAAGCGAUCUCCCUACACUGUCAAGCAAGAAGACCGCGUCUCAGUACCGUCAUCAAGCCCUUCGCGUCCUCGCGCCAAGCAAGAGCAGUACGACGCAAAGUCAAUGCGUUCCUCUCCCUAUAACAAGUCCGCCCCGUACCAGAACUACUACCAGCCCGAGCCCUCUCUCCUCCUCAGCGGUACAUACUCUAUCUCCUGCGAAACUGUGAGCUCCACCUUCAACGACUACAACCUUGACCUCACUCUCGCUCGUGAUUCCUCCCGUGGCAUCUGGUGGGCGACAUUCCGCUGGGGCGCUUGGGACAGUAUCAUCCAGAUGAAUCCUGGUCCUAGUGAUUCCGAUAGUCUAGGUCAACCUUGUUCGCUUGGCUGGCGUCUUCGUGAUCUAAGGACCGGACAGCUGACGUUUGGUCGUAAGUGCACCGGUACUAUGACUUUCUUCGCAGAUGGAACGAUAGAUGGGUGUCUGUACGAGGUGCCGGGUGUCAGUGACUUGGGGUUUGAGGGUAGGAGGGUGUCUGGCGGGAGCUUGGAGGAUGAUCUGAAGGAUGAGUGGGAUGGGGUUGUUGCGGAGGCUUAUCGCCGUUGA